AUGGGUGGCUUGGUGAUGAAGAAAGCAUAUAUCCUAGCGAAACAAGACGCACUGCACAAGGCGCUGGCUGGGCGAUUCGCCGCAUUCUAUUUCCUCGCCACGCCGCAUCGGGGUGCCGACUCGGCAAAGAUGUUGAAGAACCUCCUCAAGGUUGCGUACGACCGUGCUUAUAUUGGCGAUCUGGAAAGGAACUCGGGGGCGGUCCAAGUGAUCAAUGACGAGUUUCGGAAUUUUUUGGUUGGCCCUGAGCUCUGGUCGUUCUAUGAAACGCAAAAUAUGAAAUUGUUUGGCUCGCUCAUUGUCGAUCCCGAGUCCGCCGUCCUCGGGUACCGUGAAGAGAAGCAGGUACCCAUGACUGCUGACCACCGCUCGAUAUGCAAGUUCGACACACCAGAAGACUCCAACUACGUCCUCCUACGAAACGCGCUCGCCUCUACUGUGAGCAAAAUUUCCACGGCAAUUCUGGAGCUGAAGCUGAAGCAGAGGCGUCAAAGUAUCAAAAACCUCAAGAAGUACCUGGAAGUUUCCGACGUCUUGGACGAUGAUCUUGAAAACGUCUGCGAAGCGCGGAUGCGCGGGUCGUGCAAAUGGAUUUCGACCAAAGCCAGUUACGUCAAAUGGAGGGAUGAGGAAUCCGGAUGUGGAAGGACACUAUGGAUCAAGGGCAAGCCAGCAACUGGAAAAUCUGUUCUCGCUGGCUAUGUCAUUGAUCAACUUAAGGAGUCCGGCCAGGCAUGUAGCUACUUUUUCUUCAAACAUGGAGAAAAGUCGAAGUCCAACCUACGUCGUUGUCUCCGAUCUCUGGCUUUCCAGAUGGCUAGCUCCAGUGCCAAAGCUAGUGAUGCCAUUCUAGGGAUGCAGGCGGAUGGUGUUCGCUUAGACCGCGUCGACGAACGUACCCUGUGGAGAAUCCUCUUCCUGUCUGGCAUUUUCCAGGCUACAAUGACUCGGCAUUACUGGGUCAUUGAUGCCCUGGACGAGUGUUCUAAUCCUCUAGUCCUUUUACAGGCCAUUUGUUCCAAUAUGGACGAAUCUAUACCCCUGAGAAUUCUCGUCACAAGCCGGGAUACGGUCGACCUGGACCAAGGUUUCUCGAGCAUUCCACCCAACCUAAUCCAGUCCUUGCCAAUCUCGAUAUCAGACACAGAGUCAGAUCUCAGGCUUUUGGUUGAGAGGAAAACACAGGCGUUAGGAGUCGUGGGCCCUGACGAUCGAGGUACAUUAGCAAAGAAGAUCCUCGACAAAUCUAAUGGGUCCUUCUUGUGGACAAUUUUGGUGCUUGAGGAGCUCCUACACUGCCACGGCAGAAGGCAAAUUCUCCAGAUUCUUGAAGACGUACCGAGAGGCAUGGAGUCACUGUACAAGCGGACUUUAGACUACAUGUCGGAGGCCGUUCGCGGAAAGGAGCUGGCCAAAACCAUUCUAAUGUGGGUAGUAUGCGCAGUUCGACCAAUGACAAUCCGCGAACUGGACGGUGCUCUGACCCUGGACAUCCGCGACUCAUUCCCAAGAUUGGAGGAGAGCAUCUCCGCACUCUGUGGUCAACUGGUGGUCGUGGACAAGUAUGGGAAAGUUAAGAUGGUGCAUGAAACUGCCAGAGAGUUCCUUGUAGCCGGCGGACUUGAGUCUGAGUUCUCCAUCGAGAAAACCAAGGCCCACACACGGAUGGCUCAGGAACAGUCGACGCCGUUCUUCGCAUAUUCAUAUCACCUUUCAAGAGCUGAUCCAUUGGCGUCAGGGACGUUCCAGCUUGUCGUGCAGUUCCUGAGAUCCAACGUCCUCACUUGGAUCGAAACGAUUGCCGACUCUCGAAAUCUCAAUCAACUCAUCCGCACCUCAAAGCAUCUCAAAAUCUAUGCCAAUGCGUGCGCCGCUGAACGUUCACCACUAGACCCUCAGAUACGAGCGCUACGACAGUGGGCCACGGACCUUGCUCGGAUUCCUGCUAUGUUCGCCAACGCCCUCACAGUAUCACCAUCAGCUAUAUACUCGUUGAUACCUCCAUUUUGUCCCACCGAGUCUAUGAUAUAUAACACCGAGGGCCCAGGCCGGAGGCUCGUAGUGCUUGGCGCACCUCAUAAGCAAUGGGAUGACAGGCUGCUGUGCAUUGAUUUCCGUCAGGGUCAACCAAGGUUCUUGCGCUAUGGAGAUGAGUUCCUGGCCGUCGGCCUCAGUUCAGGAACUGUCGUAUUGUACUACGCCACAUCUUACCAGGAGUACAUGGUCUUGGAGCAUGGUGAAGCAGUCCACUUUAUUGCUUUCAAGUCCAAAACCGACCUCGUAGCAACAUGUGGGAUGAAGAUGGCCAAGGUCUGGGACAUCAGAAGUGGGCAAGUGGUGCACAGCCUUGCGAGCCCUCCGCAUCCGCUUGGGAUGGAAUUCGAUGAAGAGACACUUUUAAUCGCGAGUCGCAACAACUACGUCGUGACUUGGAAUUUGGAACAUGACGCACAGCCGAAGUCGUUGCCAUGGAGCGAUACCGAUACGCCAGAAGCGAACCGAACCCCUCCGCGUGGGACCCCAUGCGCACUGACUCUCUCUAUCAGCCACGGAAUGCUUGCUGUCGCUUAUAGUGGUCAACCCAUUACGCUGUGGGACAUGAAAGGGGACGCCUACGCUGGUAGCUGUGGCAAGAAACUCUCCAGCGGAGAGACCAGCACGCAUGUCGUCGUCGCGCUUGUUUUCAACCCCAAUCCAGACAUUCGCCUUCUUGCAGUCGCAUACCUUGAUGGUGAUCUUGCACUCCUUGCUCCAUUUGCGGAUCAACAGCUGGAAUGUUUUCGUGCCAACUGCCAAACUCUCGCCGCAAGCCCCAAUGGGCGUCUCCUCGCAGCAGGUGGUGCAAAUGGGAUUAUCGACGUGUAUGAAUUCGAUACGUUCAAGCUCCUCUACCGGGUCAAGUCAUCCAACUCGUUUAUCAAGCAACUUGCCUUUACCAGAGACAGUAUGCUUCUUGCCGACAUACGAGGCGCCCAGUGCACUGUCUGGGAACCUGAAGCCCUGUUGCGGGACUCCCUGAGCGAUGACAGCAGCGGAACCACUUUAACUACAAUGGUGGAGACGGUUUCUACGGAAGCAAAAGCAAAGAUCACUGCCAUGGUGGUCCAUCACACGUCCGAAGUUAUCUUUUGCGGAAAGGAUGAUGGAUCAGUUGAACUGUACGAGCGGAAAAUUGCAGCGAGCUUGGGGACUCUCUACAGUCACAAGUCACCAGUCCGCCUGUUAACCUGGAUUGAACGGAGAGACGCUCUCCUUAGUGUGGAUGCCUCCAACAGGAUCUUCCUAUACAGAAUCCACAAGUCAGCAGACAAAGGUUGGCUCAGCGAUCUGAGCGUACUCUUCAAGUCCCGCCUCGACUCCGAAAAGGCAAUCAUAGAUGUGCUAGUAGGAGACAUGGCGGCGAAGUUCCUGGUAUCAACUCGCGAGUCUGAUCACCUGUUCAGCUUGGACAGCGGUAAGUACGAGAGAGACUGGACAUAUUCACAAAUGCCUGGAAGCCGUAAAUGGCUCCCUCAUCCAGAAUCCUCUCAACAUCUGGUCUGUGUCGACAAUGUCAAAGUCUGCGUGUAUUGCUGGAGUGACUUGUCUGAAAUUUUGUCUAUUACAUUGUCAUUGGACGACACGGCAGAGCUCAAAAGCGCGAUUCCCUAUUUCCUUGGUCAAAAACAGAGAAUUAUGCUCGACUUAUUACAUCCGAACGGCCCUGUCAACAUCAACAGGAUUGGGAUAAUUGACAUAGACUGCCUUGGCGUCAGAAACAACGAUAGCAGCCGCUUGCUAGGGAAGCAAUUAGAUGCUGUGGCAGCUUUAGGCCAACUUGCCACAGAUGAAGACGGGGAGAACCUGGUCAUGACAUCAAAUCCAGCCGCUCCGCUUCGUUCACCGAUGACGGCAUUCGAACUAAACAUUGCUCAUGUUAUCGGAAUUGAUGAAUCGAGGAAACUUAUAUUCCUGAACCAGUCUUUUUGGGUGUGCUCUGUUGAUCUCAGCGAAGGCGGGUUAGAGAUCGCGCAACGCAAAGAUUCCCCGACAAUUGAGAUCUCUGAGCACUUUUUCGUCCCAUACGAUUGGUUCGCUGGGAAGAGGGACAUUGUUUGUGCCUUGGCAAAGAGAGAUAUCAUUUUGACUCGGGGUGGCAACCUGGCGGUGGUAAGGGGCGGUCUUGACCAUGCUGCGAGGGUGUGUAUAAAAUAA
This is a messenger RNA of Penicillium maclennaniae, 4194 nucleotides long. RefSeq lists its product as uncharacterized. The transcript has 3 exons. Lineage: Eukaryota; Fungi; Ascomycota; Eurotiomycetes; Eurotiales; Aspergillaceae. The record is from RefSeq and is a predicted model, not a curated record. Gene Ontology annotation, molecular function: protein binding. Bases 1 to 4194 code for a protein of 1397 amino acids.